CGCCCCCUCGCCGGGUGCCAUGGCGGCGUCCGCGCAGGCCGCGGCGCUGAGCGCGGAACAGGCUAAGGCGGUGCUGGCGGAGGUGAUCAAGGCUUUCGGGGCGCCCGAGAACGCGCAGCGCAUGGAGGAGGCUCGGGACAACGCCUGCAACGACAUGGGCAAGAUGCUGCAGUUCCUCCUGCCCGUGGCCACCCAGAUCCAGCAGGACGUGAUCAAAGCCUACGGCUUCAGCAACGACGGCGAAGGGGUCCUGAAGUUCGCCCGGCUGAUCAAGUCCUACGAGUCGCAGGACCCGGAGAUCGCCAGCAUGUCGGGCAAGCUCAAGGCCAUGUUCCUGCCGCCCAUGACGCUGCCGCCGCACGGGGCCGGGACCGGCGGAGUGGCAGCUUCCUGAGGCCGUGGACCUCUCCUGCCCCGCCGGGUCGCGGUGCUCUGGCUGGUGCCCUCCUUCCAAGGUGCGGGUCCCAUCAGCCCCGGGAACGGAGCGCUUGAGCAAGGGAGACGCUGACCUGAAAGGAACAGGAUGCUUUGUGCCUGCUUGCGCAUCUGCUCGUGAAUAAAAAAUGUCUUGAAAAUGCCCUUGUUUUAUGAAUGAACGUGAGCUCAGCAGUGCUCCUCAGGCACAGAUGCUUCUCCCUGGUGCAGAGGCAGUUACAGCAGUGCCCGCCUCAUGCCUGAUGAAACCUGUGCUAGUGUUUUGAGGGGCCCAGUAUGUACCAAGUUCUGCAAAAAGGUAAUUGUUU
This is a messenger RNA of Gymnogyps californianus (California condor), 743 nucleotides long. It is a transcript of the gene C1H12orf57, whose product is annotated as chromosome 1 C12orf57 homolog. Gene Ontology annotation, biological process: post-embryonic development. NCBI's taxonomy places the organism in Eukaryota, Metazoa, Chordata, Aves, Accipitriformes, Cathartidae. Bases 20 to 394 code for a protein of 124 amino acids. The record is from RefSeq and is a predicted model, not a curated record. The transcript is spliced from 3 exons.